AUGCCUGGUAGUGAAGCCGGAGCAUUGCCUUAUAGUGAAAUCAGAGCACUGCCUAGUAGUGAAAUCAGAGCACAGCCUGGUAGUGAAAGCAGAGCACUGCCUAGUAGUGACAGCAGAGCAGGGCCUGGUAGUGAAAGCAGAGCACUGCCUGGUAGUGAAAACAGGCCUUUGCCUGGUAGUGAGAGCAGAGCACUGCCUGGUAGUGAAAGCAGAGCACUGCCUGGUAGUGAAAACAGAGCACUGCCUGGUAGUGAAAGCAGCCCACUGCCUGGUAGUGAAAACAGAGCACUGCCUGGUAGUGAAAGCAGCCCACUGCCUGGUAGUGAAAGCAACCCACUGCCUGGUAGUGAAAGCAGAGCACUGCCUGGUAGUGAAAGCAGGCCACUGCCUGGUAGUGACAGUAGUACAGUAGUACCAGGCAGUGCCCUAACUAAGGAGACACCACGUGUGGUACAUGUGCUUCAGUGUGGGGCAGGAGCAAGCUCAACGUGGUCACCCAGCCAACUACUCUCAGAGACCGACGUUGCUUAA
This is a messenger RNA of Haliotis rufescens (red abalone), 531 nucleotides long. RefSeq names its product endo-1,4-beta-xylanase B-like. The transcript has a single exon. NCBI's taxonomy places the organism in Eukaryota, Metazoa, Mollusca, Gastropoda, Lepetellida, Haliotidae. The record is from RefSeq and is a predicted model, not a curated record. Bases 1 to 531 code for a protein of 176 amino acids.